This is a messenger RNA of Diospyros lotus (date-plum), 2296 nucleotides long. Its product is annotated as protein HOTHEAD-like. NCBI's taxonomy places the organism in Eukaryota, Viridiplantae, Streptophyta, Magnoliopsida, Ericales, Ebenaceae. Gene Ontology annotation, molecular function: oxidoreductase activity, acting on CH-OH group of donors; flavin adenine dinucleotide binding. The record is from RefSeq and is a predicted model, not a curated record. The coding region runs from base 323 to 2092 and encodes 589 amino acids. The transcript has 6 exons.
UUUAACUUGUGCGUUGUAAGGGCUGGAGGGGAAGAGAGGGAAGGGGUGUGGUAGCCAAUAAUAUUGAUUGCUGGCUCAACCGUCACAUUCAUUUCUGAUUUCACCAAUCUUAUUUGAAUUUAAUGUUGUUUCUGUUCUGGGAUCUUAAAUACAUACAGCAGCUCCCAGCUCCCAGCUCCGAUCCCCCUCUCUGCUCUCUCUCUAGUCUCUACCUCCUCCUUUAUACAUUAUAAUAUAUAUAUAUAUGGAGGAAGAAUCAACAGGCCAACCAGAGAUAGCCAGCUGAAGCUGCCGCAGAAGAGAUCCCUCAGCAUCUCAUCAAAUGGCUUUGCUUCGGCAGAUGAAGUUCCUCUUCCUCUUUCUUCUCCUUCUGCUCCUCAAUCCAGACCCCCCCAUUUGCCAAGGUAAACAAACAUGGAAAGAGAAGUAUCCAUUCAUCAGAAUGGCGAGCUCGUUCUCAUCGUCGACAUCGACUUUAUCGAGCAGCAAGGCCUACGACUACAUAAUCGUGGGCGGCGGCACGGCCGGCUGCCCACUGGCAGCCACCCUGUCCCGGAACUUCAGCGUGUUGUUGCUGGAGAGAGGGGGUGUGCCGUUCGGGAACGCCAACGUCUCCUUCCUGCGCAACUUCCAUAUCUCUUUGGCGGACACGUCACAGGACUCUGCCUCUCAGCUUUUCAUUUCCACCGACGGAGUAUUCAAUUCCAGGGCGAGAGUGCUGGGCGGGGGGACUUGCAUCAAUGCCGGCUUCUACACCAGGGCAAGCUCAAGUGACGUUAGAAAGGCAGGGUGGGAUCCCAAAUUGGUGAAGGAAUCGUACCCCUGGAUCGAAAACCAAAUCGUUCAUCGCCCCAAGCUCGUGCCCUGGCAGAUCGCCGUCCGAGACGCCCUUCUCGAAGUCGGCGUCUCGCCCUUCAACGGUUUCACCUACGAUCACCUCUACGGUACCAAGGUCGGCGGCACCAUCUUCGACAGGUUCGGCCGCCGCCACACGGCCGCCGAGCUUCUCGCCUCCUCCAACCCCCAAAAUCUCGACGUUCUCAUCCAUGCCACUGUUCAAAAAAUCGUCUUUGACACCACAGGGAAGAAACCGAGGGCGGUGGGAGUGAUCUUCAGGGACGAAAACGGGAAGCGACAUCGAGCUUCUCUGGGGAACAGGCGGCGGAGCGAAAUCAUAGCGUCGUGCGGAGCAAUCGGCAGCCCGCAGCUGCUGAUGCUUAGCGGAAUUGGGCCCAAAGAAGAGCUUCGGAAGUUGAACAUAUCGGUGUUGGUGGACAAUGAAUUCGUUGGAAAAGGCAUGUCCGACAACCCCAUGAACACUGUUUUCGUUCCGACCAAGAAUCCGGUGGAGCAGUCGUUGAUACAGACUGUGGGAAUCACCAAGAAGGGCGUCUACAUUGAGGCCAGCAGUGGGUUCGGCCAGUCCCAGGACAGCAUUCGGUGCAACCAUGGAAUUGCGUCGGCGGAGAUUGGGCAGCUCUCCACCAUUCCCCCAAAGCAUAGAACCCGAGAAGCCAUGCAAGCCUACGCCAGAAGCAAGCGAGAGCUUCCCCACGAAGCGUUCAAGGGAGGCUUCAUUCUGGAGAAGAUCGCCAACCCCUUGUCGAAAGGCCAGCUCCGCCUCCUCAACACCGACGCCGCCGACAACCCCGCCGUCACCUUCAACUACUUCAGCCACCCCCACGACCUCCGGCGAUGCGUCGACGGCAUCCGCAUCAUGGAGAAGCUCGUAGCCUCGACCCACUUCACCAACUUUACCCGCUGCGGCAAACACUGCGUGGAGAAGCUACUGAACAUGAGCGUGAAGGCCACCGUUAAUCUGAUGCCAAAACACACGAACGAUACGAGGUCGCUUGAGCAGUUUUGCAGAGACACGGUGAUCACGAUCUGGCACUACCAUGGGGGUUGCCAUGUGGGAAAGGUGGUGAACGGGGAGUACAAGGUUCAUGGCGUCCAUGGGCUUCGCGUCAUUGACGGCUCCACCUUCACUCAGUCGCCGGGCACUAAUCCUCAAGCCACCGUUAUGAUGAUGGGCAGGUACAUGGGAGUAAAGAUUUUGCGAGAGAGGCUGGGAAGAUUAGCUGGUAUAUAAGAGAUUCUCAAAAGGCCGGGCGGAAACGGAAAUGGAAUUGUCUCGAUUGGCUCAAGCUGCAGCGGUCGAACCCUCAUCUCUCCCUUCCAUCCAUCUGUUUAUUAAUGUUUUCCAUGCAGUACUUUGUCUCAAGUGCUCGACUCCUCUGCAUUCUCUGUUCUCGUUUUCGCUCUGGCGUUUGGUAGCCUGGAAAAUCAAUCAUGU